AUGAGUUCUCCACAGUUCUACCCGAAUGCACUCACAACGGUCGACAUCGAGCCCGAGUCCCUCCAGAAGACCCUCGGGGAGCUACUCGUGGCGGUGCGCCGAGGAGUAGAUAUAGUCCAACAUGGCAGUCCUCCCUCAGCCAGCUGGGGCACUGCCGGUCUAUACACAGGAGUUGCAGGAGUUGCUCUCGCCUUUCUCAGACUCAACCAUCAAGCUGCAUCGUUGAAUGAGCAAGGAAAGGAUCCGAUUGACUUUGCCAGACUCGCUAAAGAGAGGAUCCCAUCAACCGGUCCGAAUAUCAAACUGGUACCGGCAAGAUUAUCGCCCGCGGGUUCGUCGUCUCCAACCACCGCGGCUGUGCUGCGUAUCGUAUCCGGGGAUGCUGUGAAUGAUAGCGAUAUUGCAAUUCUUCAGGAUGCUGUUGACCUUGCUCUCCAAACUGGACAUAUUGUCCCCCAUAGCGGGCGGAUGAUGGGGGUUGAUGAGACCUUGUUCGGCAGAGCUGGACUACUAUGGGCGAUCUUGAAUCUUCGAGAGCAUGAAUACGAUGAUCAUGCUAGAGCAUCCUUGAAGCCGAUAUUUGAUGCUAUCCCCAAGCUCGUAGACGUCAUCGUCGAUGCAGGAAGACAAGGCCGGAAGGAUUACGUUGAAAAACGUGGCGAAGAAGAUGCUCUUCCAUUGAUGUGGAUGUGGAUGGAGGAUCGUUAUGGUCUGGGACUUGUGCAUGGGAUGGCCGGUAUUCUCGCGGUUCUGCUUGCUUGUAAGCCAUCGGAGCUCAACGACGGUGCUCUGCGCAAUUACUUUCCCUGGAUAGCAGGCACCAUCUCAGGCAUAUGCAAGAUAUGCAUUGCCAGCGACGGCCAUCUUCCCACGUCCAUUCCUCGGUCCCAUUCAUCAUCCAGACGGGCUUCUGAACUGGUUCAGAUCUGCCAUGGCAGCCCUGGUGUUCUCCUGCUCAUGGCCUGUGCAAGGAGGAACGUAGUUCUGAUGUCCAAUUUCUGGGAACCCACCUGGGAUGAAGCCAUCCGUCAGGCAAGCGAGAGGGUCUGGGAAGAAGGUCUACUUCAGAAGGGUGGCGGGCUUUGUCACGGUAUAGCAGGCAAUGCCUGGCCGUGGUUGAUGCUGCAUGACAGCUUCGAGUACGACAUCGGCAUGAUUCAAACUGCGAAGCGCAAUUACAUCGAGCGAGUCCAGGCUACCGACAGCAAAUGCACCGAAAAUGGACUCACGGGCGAUUACUUCCUAUCUCGAGUGCUUGCGUUCCUACUUCAUGCUCGGGACACUCGUCCUUAUAAUAUGUCUGCCGAUGCUUACCGCAUGCCUGAUCAUCCAUUUUCCUUGACGGAAGGGUUGGCAGGCACUGUUUGUGCGUGGGCUGAGGCGUGCGUCACAAUCCAAGCGAGACUGCGGAAGAUGCAGCUCGAUGAGAAGGGACCAAUUUCGGGAGAUGCUCUCCAGAAUGACCCUGUCUUUCGAGAGCUGGAGAAUCGCCAAUUAGGAUUUCCUACUAUUGCCCACUAUAAACCAAACGGUUUACCCUGA
This is a messenger RNA of Aspergillus tanneri, 1542 nucleotides long. RefSeq names its product lanthionine synthetase C family protein (gene LANCL2). The record is from RefSeq and is a predicted model, not a curated record. The transcript has 4 exons. Gene Ontology annotation, biological process: carbohydrate metabolic process; peptide modification. Gene Ontology annotation, cellular component: plasma membrane. Bases 1 to 1542 code for a protein of 513 amino acids. NCBI's taxonomy places the organism in Eukaryota, Fungi, Ascomycota, Eurotiomycetes, Eurotiales, Aspergillaceae.